AUGAACCACACUUGCAUCUCACAAGCAGCCAACCUUACCACGACUCCUCUCGGGGGUCAUCAGGUAUGGGAGGCGGUUCUGAUCGUGCUCGUGACUGGACCCCUGUCUCUUAUUACCAUCCUGGGCAACUCCUUGGUGGUCAUCUCCAUCCGAGUCAACAGUCAGUUACAGACCAUCAGUAACUACUAUCUUCUGAGUCUGGCGGUGGCAGACUUGAUCUUGGGUACGGUGUCAAUGAAUCUAUAUACAGCAUACAUAAUCAUGGGCCGCUGGACACUAGGACAUCUAGCUUGCGAUCUAUGGUUGACACUUGACUAUGUAGCGAGCAAUGCCUCAGUAAUGAACCUGCUGGUCAUAAGCUUCGACAGAUACUUCUCAGUCACACGACCACUGACUUAUCGAACAAAGCGAACUCCGAAGACGGCAGCAGCAUUGAUCGCUCUCGCAUGGGUGGUGUCGUUUGUGCUAUGGGGCCCUGCUAUCUUGUUUUGGCCUCAUGUGGUUGGACGACCAUCUGGAGCUGAAGCCCAGGCCUGUUCUAUCCCAUUCUUGAAGGUUCCUCCGCUUACAUACGGUACUGCAAUCGCUGCAUUCUACCUACCAGUCACUAUCAUGAUCAUUCUUUAUUGGCAAAUUUAUUGGGAAAUUGAGAACAGAGCGAAAGGACUCGUUGGUUUUGUCGGGGCUGUGAAAAACCCUAGAAAUGUUCUGGAUGGGUUGGACAAACAAUCAGUGCACCAAACCAGUACCAAGAGCAACUUAAGUUGCUCAAAGGAAACAAAUUCCAGAAAAGGACAAGGCAAAACCAAAGACAAGUCUGUUGGGUGUUUCAAUUCAACGAAAAACAAAACCGCAGCCAUUUUGCAGAAGUCAGCUCAUGAGAGUUACAAAGAGGCUUACAGCAACAGUAGCUGGAACAUUGAAGACGAGGACAAAAGCGCCUUGUCCUCUUCGACAGACGAGGAACAUGAGCAGAACAUCAAGGCGAGAGCAUCUUCAUCCAAUCCAACUGCAAUUGAGUUGACAGAUCUGCAAAGUGGAUCAGAGGACACCAAAGAUGUGCAAGAGUUCAACUCAUCAGCUGGGCGUCCCACCAGACACCAGUCCCACUUAAAACCACCCCAAAAUUCAGACCACAGCAUUUGCCACCAGCUCAGAGCUAAACAUCGCAUCAAUAUGAUCAUUAAAGAGAAAAAAGCGGCCCGGACACUAAGUGCCAUCUUGUUGGCUUUCAUCCUCACGUGGACGCCAUACAACAUCAUGGCUUUGGCUUCCAUUUCAUACUGUGUGCCAGAGAAGCUCUGGCAGCUGGGAUACUGGCUGUGUUAUGUAAACAGCACGGUCAACCCCAUGUGCUACGCCCUCUGCAACGAGUCCUUCCGGGUCACCUUCAAGGCACUGCUACUUUGUCGGCGUGUAGAUAAACGAAAGUGCGACACAAACAGCUGGAAUCGCCAUGCCUCUGUGAGGCAGAAUAAGUCUUGCAGUAAUGUGUAA
Messenger RNA from Sinocyclocheilus anshuiensis, 1497 nucleotides. RefSeq names its product cholinergic receptor, muscarinic 1b (gene chrm1b). The transcript has a single exon. The record is from RefSeq and is a predicted model, not a curated record. Gene Ontology annotation, biological process: G protein-coupled receptor signaling pathway, coupled to cyclic nucleotide second messenger; chemical synaptic transmission; adenylate cyclase-inhibiting G protein-coupled acetylcholine receptor signaling pathway. NCBI's taxonomy places the organism in Eukaryota, Metazoa, Chordata, Actinopteri, Cypriniformes, Cyprinidae. Gene Ontology annotation, cellular component: dendrite; plasma membrane; synapse. Gene Ontology annotation, molecular function: G protein-coupled serotonin receptor activity; G protein-coupled acetylcholine receptor activity. Bases 1 to 1497 code for a protein of 498 amino acids.